This is a messenger RNA of Hydatigera taeniaeformis, 1035 nucleotides long. Lineage: Eukaryota; Metazoa; Platyhelminthes; Cestoda; Cyclophyllidea; Taeniidae. The record is from the annotation of a GenBank genome assembly.
AUGUUUGAUUCAAACGUUUGUGCAAUUGAGUCGCUUCCAUUGAAGGACAUUACAGUAGAAGCGAACAUAAAUAACUUUUUCGUGGAUGUAUCUACUAAAUACAGUUAUGAAAACAACUCUAAUGAGCUGCUGGAGUCUUCUUUCGUUUUUCCGAUCGAAUCCGGUGGCGUUGUGUAUGAAUUUGAGGUUUUUGUGGGCGACGAGAGAUUCUUAGGUGUUUGCCGCGAGAGAAAUGAGGCUCAGUUCAUUUACGAUGAGGGGAGUGAAAAGAAUCGAACAGUGUUUAUUCUUCUUGAAGAUGAAGAAAUGACUGAUGUAUUUUCAAUGAAAAUAGGCAAUAUUCCUGCAAAAGAGAAAGUUUUCGUCAGAAUAUCAUAUUUUCUUAAGCUGACAACACUCAACCAUCUUGUUGGCGUCAGUCGUGAAGAUGAAAUAAUCACUAUAUUUUCUUUGCCAGUUCUUGUAAACUUGAGAUACUCGCCAAAAAAAGACUUCCAAAUGGAGAUCACCUGUGAUAACGCCAGCACUUUUUCAUCUUUGGAAUGCAGUUCAGAGAGGAGUGGAUUUUUCUCAGCUGACUGUGUUCUUGUCAAUUUUUUCUCACAAAUCCCCUUCCCCUACCGGCCAAACGCUGAGAUUAUUUUCAUAAUUGAUCGCUCAGGGAGUAUGGAUGGAGAUCCAAUUCAACAGGCUGCUCAAUCGCUUUUGAUCCUUCUCAAAUCCCUUCCAUCCAAAUGUCGUUUCCAAAUUGUUGGCUUUGGUUCAACCUACAAAAUGCUGUUUCCUGAACCUCAAGCCAACACAGAAGACAACGUGUCCACAGCGCUUGAAUAUCAACGUAAUCUAAGCGCAGAUAUGGGAGGUACGGAGGUUCUUUCUGUUCUUACGGCGGUCUAUGCCUCAAAGAUGACUGGGUCGGCUGAUCAUUGGCGACGAGAAAUUAUUUUUUUAACAGAUGGCGGAGUUGUCAACCACGCAGAGGUCAGUCAAACCCUGUUCAUUUCCUUUAUUUUCCAACAAAUCCGCUAUCUCUGA